This is a messenger RNA of Rosa rugosa (rugosa rose), 519 nucleotides long. RefSeq names its product cyclin-dependent kinase B1-1-like. NCBI's taxonomy places the organism in Eukaryota, Viridiplantae, Streptophyta, Magnoliopsida, Rosales, Rosaceae. Gene Ontology annotation, biological process: protein phosphorylation; mitotic DNA damage checkpoint signaling. The transcript has a single exon. Gene Ontology annotation, cellular component: nucleus; cytoplasm. The coding region runs from base 1 to 519 and encodes 172 amino acids. The record is from RefSeq and is a predicted model, not a curated record. Gene Ontology annotation, molecular function: ATP binding; protein serine/threonine kinase activity.
AUGAACAAAUACGAACGUGUCCGAACGCUUUCCAAGACUGGGAGGUACGGCGAAGUCUACUCCGUGAGGAACAAGCAGACGAAUGAGUAUUUCAUCGCCCAAGAAUUCAAUCGGAGAGGCCUUGAAGUUGCCCGGCGCGAAUGCGGGUUCCUGGACGAGCUAUCCGGGUCGGGUCAUGUUAUCAAGAAAGUGGAGGAAAUCCAGAACUCCGGUGAGCGACUCGCCGUCACGGUGGUCUACGAAGCUCUCGCCGCGACAAGUCUGAGGCGGUUCUUGGACGCCAACCCCGAACAGCCUCUGCCGCUCCGGGCCGUCAAAUCGAUCACAUACCAAAUCUUGAAGGGCUUGGCCGACGCUCACAGCCUGGGCAUCUUUCACCGUGACAUCCGCCCCAGUAAGAUCGCCGUCGCGGUCGCCGACGAUGGGUCGUUGAUAAUCAAGAUAGUGUGGAUUUCAGGGACGCCAGAAGGGUGGGUCCACCGGAACCCGUCACUCCGACUAGAGACUUCGAAAAGGUGA